Molecule: messenger RNA, 2747 nt
Organism: Chenopodium quinoa (quinoa)
Lineage: Eukaryota; Viridiplantae; Streptophyta; Magnoliopsida; Caryophyllales; Amaranthaceae
Product: beta-glucosidase BoGH3B-like
Exons: 9
Coding region: 561-2495 (644 amino acids)
Biological process (GO): glucan catabolic process
Molecular function (GO): beta-glucosidase activity
Source: RefSeq, a predicted model, not a curated record
GAUGGUGUUCUCCUUAUCACUAGACCAAAUGUAGCUUCUCGUAAUAAAUCCAUUUUUUUUUGUAAAAACAACUUCCGUAUAUCUACUAAAGCUGACGUGGAAAAUUAGAUAAGUUUGUAGAUACUGCUCAGCGAAGAUUUUGGUAGUUGAAGAAUGAAAGGGCAAUCUUACAAAUCUCUUUACUUUUCAAAUUUAGCAGUUAAGUUCUUAAGUACAAUUGAAUGGUUUUUUUUUUUUUUUUUUUUUUUUUUUUAAGUAGUUGGGUCUAAUUGUAUAAAUAAAAUCGUGUCUGCUUAAACUCUCCAAUAAUAGUUGCAUAUUUUUAUUGAAAUAAAAUUGCAUUGGACAUAGCUGGCAUUAUUAUUAUCCUUUCCCUUUCCCAGGAUAGUAAUAGUUGUUGCCACAUUAUUAAUCAUAGAAAUACCAACAAUUUAUAUUAUAUUAUAUUGUACUAUAGUGUAAUAAUCAUUGUUAAAUCUGUUUCUGGGAUUUCCAGAUUCAGAAUUUUAGCUACAAAAUUGAAGAAGAAAAGCUGCAGAAAGUUUAAUCUUUCUUCAAUAAUGGUGGAUUAUCGAAAGAUACUGUUUGGUUGGUGUUUGAUCAAUGUGUUGUUUAUCUGGAGUUAUACCUCGAGAGCGAGGUCAACGGCAAUGGCCGAAUCAUUUAUGAAAUACAAAGAUAAAAAUCAAGCAGUUGAGGUUCGAGUUCAAGACCUUCUUAGUAGAAUGACUUUGCAAGAGAAGAUUGGUCAGAUGACUCAAAUCGAUCGUUCUGUUGCUUCUUUUGAAGUCAUGAAGAAUUACUCUAUAGGGAGUACGUUGAGUGGGGGAGAAAGUGUGCCUUUUCGAGGAGCAACAGCUCGAGAUUGGAUAAACAUAAUCAAUGAAUUCCAGGAAGGUGCCUUGGCUAGUCGUCUGGGGAUACCAAUGUUUUAUGGAAUAGAUGCUAUUCAUGGCAAUGCCAUUGUCUACAAUGCCACUGUAUUCCCCCAUAACAUUGGUCUUGGAGCUGCUAGAGAUGCAGAACUUAUCAGGAAAAUUGGUGCCGCGACUGCUUUGGAAGUCAGAGCUACAGGGAUUUCAUACGCGUUUGCUCCUUGUAUAGCCGUCUGUAGAGAUCCAAGAUGGGGCCGUUGCUACGAAAGUUACAGUGAGGAUCCUCAGAUUGUGCAGGAGAUGACAGAUAUAAUCUAUGGUUUACAGGGCGAAAAUCCUAUAAAGGGCAUACCUUAUGUUGGAGGAAGGGACAAAGUAAUAGCUUGUGCUAAGCAUUAUGUGGGUGAUGGAGGGACAACUAAUGGCAUUGAUGAGAGUAACACAGUUAUAGAUGCAGCUGGGUUGUUUAAAAUUCACAUGCCUGCCUACCUUGAUGCAAUUAACAAAGGUGUAUCGACGAUCAUGGUCUCUUUUUCUAGUUUGAAUGGAAAAAAGAUGCAUGCUAAUCGGGAUUUAAUCACUGGUUAUCUCAAGAACACACUCCAAUUCAAGGGGAUUGUUAUCUCAGAUUGGGAGGGACUUGAUAGGAUGACUACUCCAAAUAAUGCCAACUUUACAAACUCUGUCUUGGCUGGAAUUCGAGCUGGAUUAGACAUGGUUAUGCUCCCCUACAAUUAUACUGAAUUCAUGGACAUACUUACCAACCUGGUUAAGAAUGACUAUGUUCCUAUGGAACGCAUUGAUGAUGCUGUGAGGAGAAUUUUGCGUGUCAAGUUUAUUAUGGGUCUAUUCGAAAACCCUAUGGCUGAUUUUAGUCUUAUUAAUGAGCUAGGAAGCCAGGCUCACAGAAACUUGGCAAGAGAGGCAGUAAGAAAAUCUCUUGUACUGCUAAAGAAUGGUAAAGAAGGAGAUAGCCCAUUACUACCCCUUCCUAAAAGAACAUCAAAGAUACUAGUAGCUGGUACCCAUGCUCAUAAUUUAGGUUAUCAAUGUGGUGGAUGGACAAUUAGUUGGCAAGGAUUUCUGGAUAAUAAUGAAAAUAGAGGAACUACUAUUCUGAAUGCUGUAAGAUCAGCUGUCCACCCAAGUACAGAAGUUGUAUACAAGGAGGAGCCGGAUAAAGAAUUCGUGAACUCCAACAAUUUCACUUAUGCCAUCAUUGUAGCUGGUGAGCCCUCCUAUGCAGAAUGGCAUGGAGAUAGCCAGACACUCACGAUGACUGAACCAGGCCCUGCAAUUAUCAGCAAUGUCUGCAAGUCCAUCAAGUGUGUUGUCGUUGUUAUCUCUGGCCGCCCCAUUGUCAUUGAGCCUUACAUGGACUCCAUCGAUGCCUUAGUUGCUGCCUGGUUGCCUGGUACAGAAGGUCAAGGAGUUACUGAUAUGCUAUUUGGUGACUAUGAGUUCACAGGAAAACUACCACGGACGUGGUUCAGAACAGUCGAUCAACUGCCCAUGAAUGUUGGAGAUCUGCACUAUGAUCCUCUUUUCCCUUUUGGAUAUGGCCUAACAACUAACAAUAUACGCUUAUCAGUUACUAAGUCUGAGAUUCAAUAUGAAUGAUAAGAAUCCUGAAUACUUGGCAAAAAAAUCUACUAUCUCGAAGAAGAGAAGCAUUACUAUACAGUCUAUACUCUGUACUGGUUUGGUUACACUUAGGCUAAUUGGCCAAGAAUACAAAGUCAAUGACAGGCUAUACAGACAUACAGAGACGAAAAAAAUAAAUUCUUUCUGCAUAUCUAAUUUCACAUGUGUAUUGUGUAAUGCUGAAGAUUGCAUUUUAAAAAAAUAAAGAAGAACAUGCACAUUAUCUUC